AUGCUAGACUAUCCAGCUUGGUUACCUGAAAUAAAUGAUAAGAAAUCGUAUUCGGCCAUUACGAAAGGAAAAUCGGCAAUCAUCAUCAAACCUAAAGAUGCAACGCAAAAUACACAAGCCACUAAAGCCGACAUGCUUCAUCACGUGAAUCCAGUCGCAGAAAAUCUUCAGCUCUCCGGUGUCAAGAACGUAAAGAAUGGGGGGAUCCUAAUUGGUUGCAAUUCCGAUGACGACAAUCUCAAGCUCAAGAAAAUUGCUGCGGAGAAGCUUUCUGACAAGUACGACAUCAAGGUGGUUGCUGGAUUCAGUUCUAGAGUACGGGUUGCGGGUAUGACUGAAAAACAAUCUGCGGAAAACUUUAUUAAUUCCAUUAAGUCUCAAAAUAAAGAUGUGCUAAGUGAGAAAUUUGCAUGUAAAGUUUUAGACAUUAAUCCAAUCAAUAUAGCCACUCACUGA
This is a messenger RNA of Acanthoscelides obtectus, 456 nucleotides long. NCBI's taxonomy places the organism in Eukaryota, Metazoa, Arthropoda, Insecta, Coleoptera, Chrysomelidae. The record is from the annotation of a GenBank genome assembly.